UAUAUAUUGCAAGAAUAAUUAAUAAAAGCCAAGCACUUAUAAACUAAUAACACCGUUAAUCAUUAUUAUUAUACAAAUUCAAAAAUAAUAGUAGCGCUGAAAAUAAAUUAAUUUAAUACACGCAAGCCGCCAGCAAACGCAAAAGAAAAGCAGCAGCCAACAACAACAACAACAACAAGAACAUCAACAGCCAACAGCAGCAAGGAAACAAAUUUUUACAAGGUCAACGGAUUUAAUUUUUUUAAAUGGAAAUCAUUCCUGAAGGUAAACACUUUCGUUUGGUGCAUGAAUCAGAGCUUCCAGAAAUUUUGGUGUAUUUAGAACGCUAUCUGCCGGAAUCAUUAAAGUUUCAUCAAACUAUAAAAACGUACCUGAAUGAUCGUGUUUGGGACUUCACUUUUUAUGUUGCUAAAGAUUGGCCCGAAAAACCUAUAAUUCUACAUUUUCCAGGAUGUACGCUAACGCCCAACAACAAUAUAUACCAAAGCUUUGGCAUAUUUUGUCCAUCCGCACAAAUCGAAAAUGUCGAUCUUAUGCGCACCGAAGAUGUACUUAUAGAUUGGCAAAAGCAAUUGUACCUGAACUUUACGCACAUCGCUAUUAUGAAUCGCCUGGAUGAUUUCUAUUCAAAAAUGGGCAUUAUGGAACGACUGAGCGGUGAUAUCUAUGUGUGUGACAAGCUCAAUACCUCCUUGGAGCUUGAGCCCUUGCCAGAGGAUGCCGUUAUGCGUCCGCUAACUCUAGAGGACGUCCAGGGCAUACACGAACUAUAUCCGGCCAAUGAAAUCGAAUGCGUUAAGGUAUUUGACAUACUAGUGCGUGUGCUGCCCGGCUUGGGUAUAUUUCGAAAGGAUACAAACGAGCUGGCCGCAUGGAUGGUGCACUCAUAUUAUGGCGCAAUGUUUUCGAUGCAAACACGUCCAGAUUAUCGGCGUAAGGGUUAUGGUAUUCGUUUGGCUAUGGCGCUGACUAAGCUCGUGAUAGAGCGAGGCUACACGCCCUUCGUUGUGAUACGUCCACAGAACGAUGCUUCCAGAAAUCUGUACACGAAACUCGGUUACGUCAAGGCCUUUGAGACGUGCCGCGUGAAAAUGACGCCCGACGGCUACGAUGAUGAUACUGUCGGCACUAUAACUAACACAUCCUAUGGCCAAUUUCCACCACUACCUCAGCUGGAGUGUGUUGUUGUUGCGGUGGGCAAGCAUGUGCCGGGCGAGAGUCAGACUGUGGAUGAGGGCAUCGAGGACAUGUUGGCUGAAAAAUGUGAUAUCAGCAACGAAGAGGCUAGAGAGCGUAAGACAACUACUGAUGAAGGCAUCGGCGAGGAUAAGUAGAAACUGGCUCCAAGAGCCACCAAAAUUAAGCAAGGGCAGGGACACAGGGAGGGAGAUGGAGAGACAGAGACAGAGACAGAAAGAAGAACAGAUGGAGAAUCAAGCGAGUAGGAAGCGCAUGCUUAGAGCGUCUUUAUAGUAGAGUGUGUUUAGAUCUGAAGAGCACUUCCUUAGGUAGCAGUUGGAUACGCCAUAAGAUAUACUUACAAGUAAAUGGGAAUAGAUCGACCACAUAGCCAGGUUUAAGUGGCGUUGAUUUUUUAACAAUUAUAUAAAGUAUAUCUACAUAGUAUUUACAUAUACAUACAUACAUAUAUAUUUAUAGAUGGUAUAUGAAGCUUCCUCACACAAAACGCAGCGUGUUUUCAACAAACUUGCAAGCUAAAACGAGUGUUAAUCAAAUGAUUUAUUUUAUAUAUAUAAUGUCACACAGUAGAGGGAACGGGAGGAAUGUGAAAAAAUAAACAUUUAUGCAAUUCUACGUAAAGAACAAAUAAUAAUAUAACUGGAACACGCUGUCUAUGGAGUCAAAUUUUAAAAGAAACGAACAAAUGAAUUUUUAAUUUUUUGCUAAAAAUGCUUUUACAAAUACGAAACCACAAAAUAAAAUAAAACAAAACACUUGAGAACAACAACAUUGUGUGAAAUGAUGGCACGAGCAAAGGAGCAUAUAAAUUUAUUAUAAACUAUUAUAUAUACUAACUCUAUAUAUACUUAUAAAUAUAUAUAGUAUAUAUAUAUAUUAUAUAUCAAAUUGUUAAAGAACUAUGUACACUCACACUUAACUUUUUCUCUCUGGAUCCACGCAAACUUGGCAAACAGGUGAAUACAUUUUUCAAAAUGAGAAAAAAUUUUAAAUAAAGGUUUUUUGGUACCAAAUAGGCAAUGGAUUGUAAAGCUUCAAAGUGAAUUACAAAUUUUUACACUAUUAUGUUAAUAAUAAAAAUUACGUAAACAAAUUCCAACAUGGCCCAAAAGAAUAUGCUUCUGAUUUUUUAAGUAUUAUGUACAUUAUCUACUCUAUUCGUACCACUUUUGGAGUUAUAGGCUUUAUCAAAUUUAUACAUACCCAACAAACAAAAAAAAAACAACAAAAACAAAAUGAAACGAAACAAAAUACAUAUAUUUAUUAUAUAUUUUUUAAUAUUAUGAAUUUUUAUCAAAACUACGCAACGAGUACUCAAUGAUUUUUGCUCCUAUACGUAUAUUUUUUUAGCUGAACUAAAAACACGCCAAAGAUGUCUUCUGCUUCUUUUUAAGUAUAUACCAAAUACGUACAUUAAUAUGCACAUGUAUGCCAACAUACCUACAUAAGUCGAGGAUUGAACAUUGAUUUGCGUGUACUCUAUGUAUGAAAAUCUGCGUAUGUAUGUAUGAACAUGUUGAAGAAUUUGCCUAUUACAAGAUUUCCAUUAGCAAUUGAUAAAAAUGAGGACGUAAACAAAUAAAAAACAACAAAGAAAGGAAACUCCAGCUAUAUGCAUCAAGAAAUACAAAAUCAAAUUAUGAAAAGUUCUAUUAACAAUUGCUAUAUUGUAUGUACUCGAACCUAAAAAUGGUAGAAGAAAAUUUAAAUAAAUACCAUUAUUGAGACACA
This is a messenger RNA of Scaptodrosophila lebanonensis, 2931 nucleotides long. RefSeq lists its product as uncharacterized. Gene Ontology annotation, molecular function: acyltransferase activity, transferring groups other than amino-acyl groups. The record is from RefSeq and is a predicted model, not a curated record. The coding region runs from base 246 to 1334 and encodes 362 amino acids. NCBI's taxonomy places the organism in Eukaryota, Metazoa, Arthropoda, Insecta, Diptera, Drosophilidae. The transcript is spliced from 5 exons.